Molecule: messenger RNA, 5376 nt
Organism: Sycon ciliatum
Lineage: Eukaryota; Metazoa; Porifera; Calcarea; Leucosolenida; Sycettidae
Exons: 15
Coding region: 1117-4158 (1013 amino acids)
Molecular function (GO): protein binding
Source: RefSeq, a predicted model, not a curated record
AUGCGCCUGUUGUUCGGAAGCAGACGAUGGAGUAUGGAGCAUGGGCAUUCUGGACAUGCUGGCUACGCUAACUAUCAAAUUAUUAUUAUUAUUAUUCGAAGAGUGCGAGCGUAGUGCUUUUGUAAACAUAUGCCGAAUAGGCUUUCGUUGGAAACCCAAUGCAGUUUUGUCCUUUUCAUAAGCCAGAAGCCGGUACUAGCACCGACGGAGGAGACCUGCACUGGCAGGCUGCAGGAGUUACAGAAUACACACAGUCCUAACAGAAAAGCGGGAAGAGUCGCCGCUUUUCUAUAUCGGAUUCAGGACCUCCGUCUCCGUCAAGAAUUUGUUGUCUCUGUGGCAGAAGGUUUCGUCGUCAAACUGCCAGAAGCCUUUUCGUCGGUCAACAUAAGUACACCGCCAGCUAUUGAUGCGGUAGCAGUCCGAGUCGGCGCUGGAGCCGUCCUCUGACAAACGUGUGCUAUAGCAGCUGAGUAGUGUUCGACCUUCACCGCACUAGCAUUCUCCUGUCUGCAUCGGAGAGGGAGGCCGAGAGGGAAACGUAACCACCAACCGAUGACAAGCAAGUUGUAAAUUGUAAAAUCUUCUCCAGUGCCACCGACCCUGUAACAGCACGCUACCUUGGCAUCACCGUUCGUGUACCUUCCGAAGCUCUUUGUGAUUUUGGUGUGCUUGGCUUGUGAUACUCCGCACAACAGAUACACGCACCUGAAGUUUGUUUGCGCCCCACGCAGUGCCGGAUGUUGUCCUGAAGGUCAAGAUCACAAAUUACGCUACUGCUGGGACCUGGCUUUCGCGUGGGUGCUGCAUGAGGACCUAGCUCUCAAGUCGAAACUCAAAACUCGUCAUUUUGAUGGUGGAUUUACUCAGUUCUUGGAUCUCUCCUGGAGCGCUGCUUGGUCUGCAAGCUCUCAGCUGAUAUGUUAUGCAUGUGCAUUGUCACCACCAAGAGAGACAAACCAACAUUGCGAUAGAGGAAUCUUUCAUAGAGGAAUCUUCGUAGAGGAAUCUUCAUUGAGGAGUCUUCGUAGAGGACUCUUUGGAGGCAAGCGUUUGGGUGGUCGUUGACGCCACGGCGCGCUGUGUGAUCAGCAGCAGGGGUACAACAGCUGAACAAUGUCCGGCAUAGCAACACUUCGCUCGGACAAUUGGUUUAAGGCGUGCUGCUCGUUGGUGGAGAUUGAUGCUGUAUCAGACCUGAAAGAGCAACUAGCUUUGGGCUUCCCGGAAUUUGAAUCGUCUCAUCUGAAGCACCUGCAUGUGCUUGGACGCUCGUACAAGUGCUCAGAGCUGUCUGUUCAGGCUGGCCUUCUGCUGAUUGCUAUUCAUAAUGCCAGCGUAACAUGCCUGGAGUACCUCCUAAGCCAGGUGACGGAUGCUGACCUGAACAGGCGUUAUCAUCUCAACUCAGCCUCCGUCCAAGAAACACCACUGCAUUACGCAAUUCGGAAGCACCACAACACGAUAGUAGAUCUGCUGCUCUCGAAGAAUGUUUCCCUGACCAAGCUGAAUUCGCUGCAGCAGACACCGCUGGACUUUUGUAUGCUGGAGGCACCCGGUUGUUUGCCAAACUUGCUGCAGCACAUUGAUCAGCUGGAGUACACCAAAAAGGUGACAAAGCUGCUGAAGGAGUCGGUGGACAAGACGAAAGGACGUGCCUCGCGUCAUGCCACUGGGCUUGUCGAGAAAUCAUGGCUGUACAGAGUCCUAGGUUGCGGCGAGCAGAGCUUCAUCUACGACGUUUCUCUGACGGUUGUGGGUGCGCCUGGCAGCGGCAAGACGACUCUCGUCGAGUCGAUGGCCACGUCCCGCUGGACGCUGAAGCACGGCGACAAGAAGGCCGCAGCGUGGUCGGACGAGGACGGCAAGCGAACGCGAGGCAUGGCCGUUGGCAGCUUCAAGAUGGACGGCAUGACGAUGCGCUGUGUGGAGCUGCCCGGCAACAAUGCCUUCUCUCCCGCCUACUGCCUGUUUGCACGGCAGACGACGACGGACGUUCCCAGCAUAGCCAUAGUGGUGUGCUCAUGUAUGCAGUCACGCACACAGGUGGCUCUGGAGCUCAAGCAUAGCUUCUCGAUGCUAGCAACUCUAUCAAGAAGAAACCCCGCUGAAGAUCAGCGACUGCUGACGUUCACCAUCUUCUCGCGAGCAGACUUGGCCAGUAUGUCAGAACGAGAGAAUGGCACGCUUGUCCAUCAGGAAGUCAAAGCAGACUAUGCCUCACUUCUCAACCUACAGGAGCCAUUCUUCGUCAACACGCUAAAAGCUUGGGACACGGAUAUGUGCUUCUUCCGCGUGGCCUUCUCCGAAGCAAUAACCCGUGCUGUUGGGAUGUCAGCAUUCCAUCCCGCUGUCCUGGAGAAGCUUCGGUCCGCACUGCCAAAGAUCCGCUCCAUUCUCAAGUCACCCAUCUCCAGCAAGACUCAGUUUAUCAGAGCAUUUAUGACACACAUGAAGUAUGUGGAUUGUUUGGUGGAACCAGACGACAUUCAACACAUGCUGCAAGAUGCACUGGACAUUCUAGCAUCAUGUCACGAGGUUAUCUUGUUUGAACACGAAGGCCUGAAGAGAACCAUAGUCAACGAGCCCUCCUGGUUCCUGACUGACAUCCUCGGUACACUGUGUUCACCUCCUCACUACCCACCACCACGCGUUGCCUUCAACAGCUCUGGCAGUGCACCACUCAGCCAUGCUAUGUCCGUGUUCGGCGUGGACAUAGUGGAGGUGCUGAUACGACUGCGGCUGUGCGCCGUCGAUCGCUCCACCAUCAUGUUGCCGCCGCGGCUCAAGCAGCCGGUGAGCGGAUCGUCCCUCGUCGGCGGCUGGGUGAAGGAUGACGAUCUCAGCAGACACACUGGCUGCCUGUUUGUCUGUGACACGCGCACACCGUUCGCCUCCGGCCUGCCGACGCAGGUGCAGAUUGCCGUGCGCGCUCAGUUCCACGAGAAGUUUGGCAUAGAGUGCACCAUGCUGCGCGAUACGGUCGAGGCGCGGGCGUUUGGCAGCGCUACUCUUGGCUGCGUCACCUUCCACCCGGGUCUGCUGGAAGCCAGCGUGAUUGUGCGCGGUGAAGCCGAUCGAGAAGCUGCCAUGCACUCUCUAAUGGCUAUUCUUCGCCAGACCCUCCUGGAGCUAACAGCAGUGUUCAGCCCAGGAAGCAUCGUAGCAGAGUAUGUGCUCAGCUCUCAGUCUAUUGCCGAGCACAUUCGUACAGGCCAGCGACCCCUGUCGUUUACGCAUUACGCAACCGAUGACGUCGUAAGCUGUUUAGUUGGCAACAAACCGCUCACGCCGCUCGGUGCUCAACCCCCAGCGGCGGACAAUGCACUGGAUCUCCUCCACCUGCCCAGUGAUCACCUUCAUCUACUGUCCACUGAGGGAAAGGCAGCACUUGUUGAUGCGCUCAGCGAGCUAAGCGAUGCUGGUGACUUGCUGAGGAAACUCGCCUGCAAACCCACGCCUGAGACCGGAGAUGACAGCAGCUCAAACAAACAGAUUGCGGAGGAGAUUCUGGACCAAGUCAAAACAUCACAAGGCUACUGCGCGACAACAUCCUGGAUGUUAGAUCAGCUACGGGACAACACAGAAGACUGGAAAGACGUUAUACAGGUGCUGAAAACUGAACAGAAGAAGAGUCGAGAAGGUAGUGGGAAUGAGUUUGAAGAAGACAAUCGCCAUCGUCGCCGGUACAUGGACGUGCAGACGGACAUGUUAUCCACUGCCAGUAGUGAUAGUGGUGCAACUGCUGAUGCUGCUGAUGAUGCUCCUGAUGGAAGCAGCCAGCAUGGAAAUCUGAGAGAAUUUGACUUAUCCAGCUUAGCGGACAUCAAGUCCUUUGCCACGGCCCUCACCCAGCUCCUGAGUGAAGCAGAGCGAGAUCAACUGGCUCGCUGCGUUGUCACGGACAUACUGGAUGAGAGUACGAACUAUCGCAAAGUCAUCACGGAGCACAUGACACAGAACGCGGACACGUGUGGCAGUGCCGGGCCGGUCAGCGCGGACAACAUCGACGGCAUCCUGUCGUUCUGGAUGCGCGAGAGCGUGUGCCUGCCGCCGACUAGCCUCCACUUGGUGUACUUCAUAGAGGAGAGUACGUUUAGCGUGGCAACGCGUCAGGCAUGUCAUCAGCUCAUAGCCACGGCCAAGCUGAAGACCUGAGGACAGAGCUGUUCAGAUCGAAGGGUCGAGCGGUGCACCGGAAUGGAAGACUUGUGCGGAGACGAACAAAUCAUAGGAAAUGCUCCACUAGCAACGAGGAACGUCAGACCCAGCAGCGCAAAAGGAGAUAGGAGUGAGUGAGUGAGAGAGAGAGAGGAGAGAGAGAGAGAGGUUAGGGUGUUACGGAGGCAUUCAUCCAAGCUGCUGCCCUCCAUCUAUGUGGCUGUUGACAACAUUAGCACCGCUAUUGUCUUGGCUUUGGUGGAAUGCAUACAUGUGGCCAAUUGACCAAUCCAAAGGAAAGAAUCGUGGAAAUUUUCAAAUUGCUUGUCUGUCUUCAUCAUUGAAAAAUGCUACUACAGCGUUUACAAUCUGUCAUACUUUGCUGAGAAUUAUUUACAUUUUACAAGCUUUCUUUCACUUAUUUCGAAGAACUUUCAAAACUUCAUCAACAGAAGAUGAAAUUAAUAAAUUAUUGCAGUGUGUACAGCCAAGUGUAUACAUGUAUUUGGGUAGUAAGUGGUAGUAGUGAUUCUUAUCCACCUGGGGACUUGGCUGCACUAAUGGCCGCCGUGCUUCUCCUUCCUCUCUACCUCGACCUUUCUAUGGCCAUCUUGCUCCUCGGUUGGAUUGGAGGAUUUCUCCCAGCUCUAGUUUCCAAUCUUUCUAGUUCACUUUCAAGUUUGAAUUAUUUUGAAUUCAGAGUGUAUUUAGGGGCCGUCCGUGAAUAUCGAUGUUUUUUUCAAGACGAUAUUUGUUCAUUUCUCCCCCUUCAAAACGAACAUACACAUGUUUAUGCAAGGGUUCGAUAUUUUUAAUGAAGUUCAAUUUCCUCAUGAAACGUGACCAGCUGCCACUCUAAUUUCACCGUACACCUAGGUUUAUGUUGCCACGGUCGCACAACCUUGCCAUGGCUAUGCUCACGAUACGCACAUGAUACGAGGUUGACUUUCACAUUGUGUAGGUCAUAAACUACAUGUUCGAACAGUGCCCGUCCAUAGAUAGAGUUCGAUAUUUUUUUCUGCAAAGACAAGACGAACAGGGCCCAAACCCCCUCCCCCCCCCCCCCCAAACGAACGAAUAUCUUCUCUAAAAAAACAUCGAUAUUUGUGGACGACCCCUUAGACAAAAUAAUGCUGCCUGCUGGUCCACACUGUACUGAUAAUCUGAUACCACUCAUUCCAAAUUGAUACUACCGGUAAUACUUGAAGAUCAAGA